Xenia sp. Carnegie-2017 is the source of this 963-nucleotide messenger RNA. RefSeq lists its product as uncharacterized. Gene Ontology annotation, molecular function: double-stranded DNA binding. Gene Ontology annotation, biological process: regulation of transcription by RNA polymerase II. The record is from RefSeq and is a predicted model, not a curated record. NCBI's taxonomy places the organism in Eukaryota, Metazoa, Cnidaria, Anthozoa, Malacalcyonacea, Xeniidae. Gene Ontology annotation, cellular component: nucleus.
AUGGAUAAAUUUGUUGUACAGAAAUUGUCCCAAGUUCCUCAUCCAAAGACAAAGUCACACCUUUCUGUGAAUAUAGAUGCAAAACAGCGAGCAAGUAAAUAUCCGUCAGGAACUUUUCACCUGGAUGAUGGUCUGUUGUUCUGUUCAAAGUGCAAUGUCGUAAUUGAUCAUGUAAGGACAUCCGUCGAUGACCACCUAAAAUCAAAGAGUCAGGCCAAAGCAAACUCUUUUGGAAAGCAGCAGUCUGUCAAAACAGCACUGAAAUUCUCUAACAAUACAAAGGCAGAGAAAAUCAAGGUUUGUCAAGAAUGGAUAUAUGAAUGCACUGCGGCGAAUAUUCCGCUAUUAAAAUCUGAUAACGCAUAUCUAAGAGAGUUUUUGACCACAAUGGUAAAAAAUGGCGGUGCUAUUCCUGGAUCCUCUCAACUGCGAGAUGAGUAUCUUCUUGAUGUAUAUGUUGUAGAGAAAGAGGAAUUGAAGCAAAAAUUUAACGGUAAAAAAGUCGCUAUAUUGACUGAUGAGCUGAGCGAUGAUGAGGGACGCUAUGUAAUGGAUGUCCUGGCUGUUAUUCUUGAUUUUGAUGAACUAUCUCCUCAUGGCAAUACUUGCGCUUAUUUACUGGAUACACAUUUUUUGACCAGCACCAACAAUGUGACAGUGUCCCAGACAGUGCUCAAAGUCGUAAAUGAGUAUGAUAUUUCGUUUGAUAAUGUGCUCAUUUUUAAUUCUGAUAACGUGGCAUACAUGAAGAAAGCAUUUUCGUCCACACUUUCGGUUAUUUUUCCAAAUUGUGUGCACAUUACUUGCAUAUCACAUUACAUAACGUGUAUCGACAAAAACUGCGCUCUGCGUUUCUUUCAAGAUUUAGCCGAAAUCUUUAAUUAUUCGUAUAAAAAUCUAUUACACUUUGUUGCUGAAGUUUUUGUGAUCGUUUUGAUACAACUUUCGACUUUUGUGGUAUAA